This is a messenger RNA of Numida meleagris (helmeted guineafowl), 10068 nucleotides long. It is a transcript of the gene TEF, whose product is annotated as TEF, PAR bZIP transcription factor. The record is from RefSeq and is a predicted model, not a curated record. The transcript is spliced from 4 exons. Bases 219 to 1082 code for a protein of 287 amino acids. Gene Ontology annotation, biological process: regulation of transcription by RNA polymerase II. Lineage: Eukaryota; Metazoa; Chordata; Aves; Galliformes; Numididae. Gene Ontology annotation, molecular function: DNA-binding transcription factor activity, RNA polymerase II-specific; RNA polymerase II cis-regulatory region sequence-specific DNA binding. Gene Ontology annotation, cellular component: nucleus.
CAGAGUGGGAGUGGGGGAGGUGAAGACAGCUGGGCAAACUGCAUCUCCACCAGGCUGUUUCCCUUCCUCCUCGGGUUUUCUCAGCUGGAGUUAUUCAGCAAAGCCCACUCCGGGUGCCUCUGAAGCCCCUUCGCGACUCCCAGGUGAGCCGGCUGCGGCACUGGCGGCCAGGCUGCUGGCCCUCCCUUGGCCUCUCUAGAGCAGCCCCAGCGCAGGACAUGUCAGUCUGCAACAGCCCGGGGGGCCCCGCUGCCCUGGACUUUCCCGAAGUCCUGAAGUCCCUGCUGGAGUACUCCUUACCCUGGACCAACAAAAUGACAGAUAAAGAGAAGAAGAUAAAGCUUGAGGAAGAUGAGGCGGCAGCUGCCAGCACUAUGGCAGUCUCAGCUUCCCUCAUGCCACCUAUCUGGGACAAAACUAUUCCUUACGAUGGAGAGUCUUUCCACCUGGAGUACAUGGAUCUGGAUGAAUUUCUCCUAGAGAAUGGAAUUCCUUCCAGCCCUACUCACCUGGAUUUGAACCAGAAUCCGCUCAUGCCUGUGGCUAAGCUGGAAGAAAAGGAGCCAGCCAGUGCUUCCACUGGUUCUCCUGUGUCUUCGUCAUCUACUGCGGUCUACCAGCAAUCUGAAGCAGCCUCCAGCACAGAAUCCCCACCGCAAAAUGAGAGAAAUACACCCAGCCCCAUUGAUCCUGACUGUGUAGAAGUUGAGGUGAAUUUUAACCCUGACCCUGCUGAUUUAGUGCUGUCCAGUGUGCCUGGUGGUGAGCUUUUCAAUCCUCGCAAGCACAAGUUUACUGAAGAGGACCUGAAACCACAACCAAUGAUUAAAAAAGCAAAGAAGGUUUUUGUCCCAGAUGAGCAAAAGGAUGAAAAAUACUGGACAAGGAGAAAGAAGAACAAUGUGGCAGCAAAGCGUUCCCGUGAUGCUCGACGAUUAAAGGAGAAUCAGAUCACGAUUCGGGCAGCCUUCCUUGAGAAAGAGAAUACGGCCCUGAGGACGGAGGUUGCAGAGCUGCGCAAGGAAGUGGGGCGAUGCAAGAACAUUGUUUCUAAAUACGAGACCAGAUACGGACCCUUGUAAGCACACCCCUUUUCCUUGUUAGGGCUCCUUGUUUUAGCCUCUUAGACUUCUCUGCCUUCUGUAGAGACUCUCAGAAAUAAAGUUGGUGGAGGCUUUGCCAUUUUGCAUCUAUUAAAAAAAAAAAAAAAUGUUGGCACAAUAUUCAGACACUUUUCCUGAUUAUCAUGUUGCCCAAAACCCUAGUGUCCAUAUUUACAACUUUAGCACUAAUAGAGCACUUUCUGAUGUCAUAUGAAAGAACAGAUUGUCCUGUCCAAAGGAAUAUGUAUGGAUUCCUUGUGACUGGACAGACCUUUUGCUUUCUGUUCUAAUCUUCUAAUCUCCCUUUUUUAAAUGGAGGAAAAAAAAAAAAAAAAGCAAAGACCAGAGUCCCCUAGGCUCUUUUCUUUUUCUUUCUUUUUUUUUAAAGAAACUCCUACUCUUUUGUACCUGUGUGCCACCUCCCUGCCCCAGUCAAAUCGUAAAACAUAAUUUUAAGAUGUUGCUGUGCAGCAUCGUGAAGUUUUCCUCUCCCAUUUAGAGGCACUAGAAAGCACUCUCUUCCUGUUGAAGAGGAACAGGGAAUCUUUAGGACAGGGAAAUAUUCAAUCUCUUGUGGAAACUGAGAUCUCUACCUUAAGCAUUAUGAAAACUACAAUCAGUGCAGUGUUGAUAAAAUACUGCUCAAACCUCUUGAUAGGCUCUAAUUUUGGAUAGCUUCCAGGAGCCUAGAAUAGAAAGCAGUAGGGGAUCUCUAACUGUACAGAUGACUACAGAAUAGUUUGAUGUGGGUUUUAUGCUGUAAUCCUACCACCACCCCUCCUUUUUUGUCCCCUAAGGAGACACUACUUUCUUGAAUUGCUGAUGAAGCAGCAUAUUCAUUGUAACUGAGGAGUAAGGGAGAUAGUGUCACUUAGAAAAAGAGGUCUGCCUCCUUACGCUGAAUUUGAGGCCCAUCUAUUAAGGAAUUGCUUUUAAAAUUUUUACAAACAAAACAUCUUCUUCCAAAGCAUGAGAAACAGAGAAACCAGCCACUGUUACUUUGUUGCACCUUACCUGUUGUACAAAGAUUUUGUUUGGGUUUUUUUUGUUGUUGUUUUGGUCCUUUGCCUCCUGAAUAUUCUAUGGAACAAGCUACCAAUAGUACACCUCCAUAUCUCUUGUGUAGCAAUGUAUCUGGACUUUCUGUGCCCUCUGCUGGUUCUCUCUCUAGCAUGCUUCUUGAUAGAAAAUUAAUAUACAAAACUUGCCCUCUUGAAAAUAAUCCAUUCUCAGCACCAAGUGCUGCCUCAACAGUAUGUGCUGCUAAAAGAGAAAUAUGUUGCGUGUGAUGUUGGGACCUUCUCCAUGACCUCCAACUGCGAGAACCAGAAGCUUUAACAGAAGUAUUUGUCUGGAAGUUCCCUUCUAGACAAGAGGAGCUAUCUUAAGAUAGCAGCUAUGUCAGAACUUCUAAGCUAUGUUUCCUGGGCUAAUGCUUCUGUUAGGGAGUAAACGAGGUAGAAAAUGUUGAGGAUAGUUUCGUUUCCCUCUUGAAAUCUGAAAAGAAUGUUGAGGGAAAUGAAACAGAGGUUCUUUUCUGUACUAAAGACUUUGUGCCUAGCUUGUCUUUUAAACAUAAUGGAGGAAUUAGUAUGAAUUUAAACCAAUUGUGUGUCGACUUCUUAAGGAAGUGGAGAAGCAGGGUAAUCCAGUACAGUUAAAGUAAAUGUACGCUUUGAUCUCUCUCCCCCUCUUUUAUGUUCUAAUUUGACCAGAAUGUCUCUUCAUACCUCAUACCGUGUUGGUCUGAUUUCUUUCAAACAUGCUAAAAAUUGUCACCCUUUCUGCAGGGGAUUUGCGUUCACAGGGUGGUGUGUGGUGGUGGUGAUGGUGGGAAGUAUAUUAUAAAUAAAUUGUCACACUUAACACUUUGCUUUGUUUAAAGUGACUUAUCUGAUUCCGAGUGAUGCAACUUUAAAGACUUUUAAAAACAAAGAAACUAAAAAGCACACAUGAAUCGCCAGUCUUCAGAGUGAGCAGUGAAAUCUUUGAGGUGUCCCAACACAACUGACGAUGACCCUGCCUGCCUGCUUGCCUGCAAGUACCCCAUCUGAACUACCCAGGGCUGGGCAUGAUGAAAAGUGCAAAGUCUCCUUAAUUCUGUAUAUGGCUUUCUUAUCUGUCUUUCUCACUGUAACUAUGAACUACGAUAAGCUUACUUACUGGGGUUUCGUCGAGAUGCUCAAAGUUCAUGUUUCGAAGUCUGUUGACAGCCUGUGUGAGUAGUGACUGUUUUGGCACUCGAGUGGAAGAAAAUAGAGAGAUUUAAAUGGAAGUGUCUGUAUAUAUUAAGAACUGCUAUAUUUUAAAACUUCUUUCCCCUGCAGUAGAAUAAGUUGUACCUAAUGCUGCAGCUCGCUUCUGGUACAGCAUAGUAUCUUGUGGAGUAUUGUGAGUACAGAAUCAAAGACACCAGGAAAUCAGCAGUUUGUGAUGUGUAAGGCUUCCGGUGCAGAGUAAUACAGCAGAUGUAUUGAAGCAAUCCAGAAAGCGCCCUAGUGUGCUAUACGAAGACUUGUAAUAACUAUCUAUCAAACAACCUGUGUAACACAAAAACACUGCUGUAACCUCUGCCUUUUCUUUUUUUUCAAGGCUUGCAUUCUUUAAUGGUAUCUCGCUGAAACGAGGUCUAUUCUGUUACGAGUUAGCAGUUGUGGACAAGGUGCUAGUCUGAUCCCCAUGCCUUUGGCAGUUUAAGACUACCAAGUGAGUAUUAGUGCCAGCAAAACAAUGGCUGUGAGCUGCUAUACUGCAGUUUUCUCUCUCUUGACUACGUGAGAACUGCAGUGGCAAAAGAGUACUUAAUCUGUUUGACAAAUCUGAAACAGCUAAUGACUUUGCAGAGGUACAGUGGACACCUUAAGUACCAAGACCCUUCCUUGUGCUGGUGUGGGAGAGUAGGUGAAAGCUUAGGCAGACUGUGGGGAUGUUUAUUGUGUGCAGAGGAUGGGGAAAGUAGGUGGAAGUUCAUUUGUAAUAGCUUCAUCAGCCAAACAAGAGUCUACCUUUAUGUUGAGGAAGGUUAAGAGCUAUACUUAAGUGGGAAGAACAAGUACUUACUUUCUGGGAAAGUAGCACAGAGCUGUGCUGAAGCCUGUAAGACAGGAGUGAAUGUUUGGUGUAUUUGUGCCUGGAGAGGGAUGAACAGCACACACCUCAAGAGAAAUAAUCUGAAAAGCUUUCAGAAGCACAAGUGCCUGAGUUACAAGGCACAGCUAGUUACCAGCAAAGCCUGACACAAUAUUGAGCAAGUAUUCUGAGUUAGCAUUUAUCCAAGAGAUACCACUCUUCAGAGCAGAAAGGCAAAGAGAAAAAGAUGCAAGGCAGCACAUAGUGUUGUACCUUCACUUAAAAAAUAGAAAUUAAAAUCCAGAGUUUGUAACUAUUUUUUUUUGAAGGCGUAACCUUUAUAAAGGGCAGGUACAUUAAAUGUGCUUAUUGACCUGUUACUUGUAAAGGAUCAUGUUCUGGAGUGGAGAAAGUACUUUUUAACUUUCGCUAGUUACAAAAUUUUACUGAGUGCACAAUCAUAGUUUGUGAUUCUGAGGUGGUCUCUGAGUAUCCUCAGAUGGAUGAAUAGCUUAGCUCUGCGUUGCUGAAAUGUCAGCAUAUAUCACUACCCAUAGCAAAUAUUGCAGAUUUGAAUGGGUAUUUUUGGUAUGUGCUGUUUUUUUUUUCUUUAUUUUGGUGAUACUGACAGCAUGUAAAUAUAGCAACUCUUUUUCCAUUUAUCAUUUCUACAUUUUCAGUUGGCUUUGGCUAUUCUUGAAAGUCAUGCUUCCUGCUUUAAUCAAAGAAUAUUGUAACCGGGCAAGGAGUUGCUAUCCUUCAUUGGGUCUUGUUGUCUUACUGCUUUAGGAGCAUGUUUUAAAUGCCUAUCCAUUGUAUACAGAACUUGGUUUUGCAGUAUGCCACGCUAUUUUAACAGCAAAAUAGUGAGAAUAGUCUGUGCAAUUCUAUUUCUUCCUGUCGUAUCAGAAGUUUAUACAAUGGAAACUAACAGUGAAUGAUACGUUUUUUUUUCUCUUUCAGAGAAGACUGUUAGUAAAUUCAUGUGCUUCCCUGUAGAAUAGCGCGUAUCUGCACAUCCUGUUUCAUUUGUGUUGCAAAACUGGAAAAUCACACUUCAGGAUAAAUGUAGCUGAUCUUCUAUAGUUGGAGAUCUUUUUGUUAAGAAUCAACAUCUUCAAAGGUAGAUGAGAAGGUAAUAACUACGAAAGGAGUGUACGCAUUGCCAGACAGCAAAGUGAUGUGCAGUGCUGAUUUCCUUUCACAGUUUUUGCCAUCUCAGGAAGUUGAGCUUACUGCUUUGGAGCGUUGUGCUCCUUUCAGAAAGAUCAACUUACCAUCUUGUUUCUUUGAUAAGGAUGACUAUCCUAUUUGUAAGUGAUAGCUUGGAUUCAUUUUCCAUAGCGAUCAGAAGACCAAUAUUCUUUGAGCUCAGUCUGUGUGUUAAAAGAUGCUGAAUUGACGCUGUUAGUGUCUGAAGUUCUCUAACCUUGGAAUGUGCUACGCAGAGGCUGUAAGUGUGCCUAAUGCCAGUAUACCCCAUUGCAUCCAUAAAGGGACCAUCUCCAAGGGGAGGGGAUAAAGGGAGUGAGUGCAUCUUGGAGCAUCACUGCAGGGAUUGCCAUUAAGGGGAGUGGUUUUUGACAGCUCUACAUUCAUGAAGAAAUAGAUUGAAAUCAAACAGCCAUUGCACAGCACUAGCUUUCAAGGCGCAUAAACUGUUGAUAUCGGCAAUCGACUGUUGUCUUACUCUACAGAAAAAUUGGCAAUGAAUAAGUGAUGUACAAAACUUAUUGCAGUACUGCUUUUGUACACGGCCUUCUAAUCCACACAGUUACAUUUCCAUGUAGUGAUGCAUUUUGGUACUUAAAAAGUCCCUAGAACUUUAUUCUUUCACCUGUUGCCAAGAUCUGCUCCCAGUGAAGCCAGUAACAAAGAUCUCGUUAACUUGUGUAGGAAAAAGUCUUUGUUCUGAUGUGGUGGGCAUCAAGCUUUAAGCAAGCUCUGGAGCCGUGGGUGUAUUUGCGUUGCUCUGGAGCACUCUGUGCUGGGAUCAGGUGGAUGUAUCUUUGAUUGCAGGUGUCAUGUUGAUAAACGGAUCCUUUCACUUAUUUGUUCACACAAUUUUGAUGUUCAAACUGUCUGAAAUCCUUCCCCUCCCUCCCCCGCCCCUGCAUGGACAGGGUAAAAAACGUACUAUAAACUUGUGCUGGGAGAAGGAAUGGUUUUUGUUGUGGCUUUUUCUUGUUUAGUUGUUUCUUUUCUUAGAGAAGAAUGUUAUGUGGCUUUCUCCAGUUCUUUUGGUAACGUUUUAUGUAAUUUCUGACAAUUUUCCUUUUCCCUGCUGUGCUUUUUGAAAGCCCAGGGUAUUACAGCUGUCAAAAUCACUUUCAGUGUUAUCUGCAGGAUUGCUACUGAUUUUCACAAAUGUGUUUCAGGUUGAGGGGUGUAGUGGAAGGCCAGCAGUAACAACUCAAUAAAACAUUGUGUGGGAAUUUUUUUUUUUUGCAAAAAUAAUGGACUUGCACAGAAGAGAAUAUUGCUGCUUCAGCCAUGUAAGCCUCUUCAGGAUAACAUGGCUUUGUUCCUUGUGAUCGGAUGCCUUCAUUUUUAGUGAGAGUGAAGGUAUCUUGCGCCCUUUAAAACCCAGAUAGGAUUUAAUUUGUCCUUUCUGUUUUAGCUGAUAAGCAGAAGAUAAGAAAUGCAAAUUUAUCUUAAUGCAUAAAUCUUUUUGUUUCUUAGUAAUCUACAUCUAAAUCCUAAAGCAGCAAAAUAAAUUUGUCGGUGCUGUUGUUUUUGCCUUUGCAGUACUGCAAGAUACUGGCUAGCUUUCUAGAUUUUCAGCUAAUUACUCUGAUCUGUAUAGCUGCCACUGUAACAGGGCAAAGAUGGAUAAAUUCAUGACAAAAGAUUGGGAAGGUAGAAAGAGUAAGCUUAGCUUCUGUGGAGAUGCUAACGUAAUGCUAAUUGAAAAACUGCAAUGAUUUAAUUCUCGAUAACGCAGAUUUGUUGUACAAAAUGUUAAUUUUUAGCUUGAGAGUAUGCUGUCCCCUAGUAAGACCCUUCUGGAAUGCAGAUUUCUUCAAGUGGAAGCAGCAGCAGGGGAAAGAGAAUGCUUUGAGGAAGGCACAUAUGUAGAUAAACAUAAAAAUGCCUGACAAGUAAAGCAGAAAAUGAAAGUGGGGAAAACAGAGUACCACAAGGUGCUGACCCAAAUUAGACUGCUGAAACCGAAGCCUCGCUGUUUACAUUCUACAGCGGUUUGGAUCCCCAUCCUACAGAAGAUUGUUUAGGUUUUAGGAAACUUGUUUAGGUUUUGGAAUCUCCUUUUCUUGAUCUCGUGUCCACAGUUCAGAAUGAAGUGAAAGGAAUAUAGAGAUGGGGGGGAGAGAGUUACCGCAGAAAGGCAUGAACAAAUAGCUACUGCUUGAACUGAGUGUGCUGUUGUGCCCAGACUUGACCUGCCCAUGUGAACUGAUAGUGCUGUGUCAUGAAGAAAUUACUAUCUUAGGCCCCAAUGUUUUAAGACCUCGGUUCUGCGUGGGAUGAGCCCUGUGUCUGUAGAGAACCGCGUGGACUUCACAGGAUCUGUUUUUGAGUGUGAAGCUCUGCCCAGGCGGUCGGCUGCAGAACUGUGUCCUUAACACCACCAGUUGUAGCUAUAAGGCUGUUUGUAUUCAGUGUAAUUUGGGUGCCUGUUACAUAGCCAAAACCCUUGUUACGUCAUUUUCCCAACUAAGGCAUGAGCAGAAGCCCUUUGCUGUACAACACCUGUAAAAAUGUACUUCACAUACAUCUAGUAAAUUAAGGCAUGUGAUUUUUGGUCUGUGGGUCUCAACAAACUUUGCUCGUGUACCUGCCUGAAUGUUUCCUUAGAUCUGCAGCUGUGUCUCAGCAAGAAGGUAUGCCGGCAUUUGUUUUCCCCAGGGAGCACAAUAGCAGCUCUUAUCUGUCACGCUGCAGGUGACCGCUUGCUGCUGGCCAGGACCGUGGAAGGAUGCAUCCUCUGCACUUUUAUGUGAAGUUGUCUCAAAUAUGGUGAUUAACAUGACUAUUGAAAUACUGUAUUUUGUAUAACUUAGAACGUGUAAAUACACUUUUAAAACUGAUCUGUUCUAUGAAGUAAUAAAUAAGUGCUUCCAUUGUAAUUCCUGAAUAUUGUUAAUGCUUCAUGUAGCUUGAUUUGGGACUAUUUUUUUUUUUCCUAGAGAACUACAGAAAUCAAAACCAAGAUUGAUGUUGUGGAAUUCUAGUCUAGUUGUGAUGCUUUCUAUCAAGACAAAAUGUUUAAAAAAAAAAAAUGAGCUACUUAAGCAGAGAAACUGAGAAUUGGAGGGAACUGAUUCUUUUCCAGUCUUUCUUUAUUAACGGUAGUCACCGAUGACACUAGUAACUGUAUUCUUCCCACCCCAUUAGCUGAGCAAUUAAUGUUGUUGUUUGUGAGUAGCACUUGAAAAGUGGCAAUGUUAAACAAUUCAUAACACUUAGUGAUUGAGGAAAAUGAAAGGGUGUUGUUUUUUUUUUUUUAACUGUUCUCUCUUUUGGCUUGAACAGAUCUGUCUCCAGCCUUCAGCCAGACUGCAGCAAGUUGCAGUGAAACAAUGAGUGGCUGUUACUGAAGCUUGUUUGUAACCUAGAUAGCCUACAUCUCUAUUAGAUGCAUUACGUACAUAGAUGACAUGGGUACCCUGUCUUGGUUUUGGAGAGGGAAAGUAAUUAACAAGUUGAGGUUUUGCUGGAUGCUGCACAGCUGGAACUCAUCAGCUUUCACCACCUGUUCUAUCUUGUGUUAAAAGAGAAACAGCGAUGGAGUGAGAUGGAUUGAUGGUUGGACUAGAUGAUUUUACAGGUCCCUUCCAACCUUAAUGAUUCCAAUCACAAGCAGUCCGUUAAGAAACACCAACACUUGUUUUAUGAGGGGGUGCGGAGACCGGUCCGUUGGUCUUCAGCUAGGAGAUCAGCCUGUGAUAAGAACCUCUCCAGCCAUAAAAUAACUUCUUUGUCUUCGAUGCUGUCCUGGAACAGUCUUUAUCUGGUAUCAGCUGCUUCUGUAGUGUUCCAUAAACAACAAAGCUACAGCAUCUUUUGUAGCGAGCACAGAUGAUCUCUUCUUCCACCCCCCACCCAUGUCUCUAGGCUAUAAAAUAGCUAAGCAUAUGUGCAGGGUGUUCAGAAAAUUCUGUUCUUGUAAGGCUUUUUCAGAGACAUUCAGUUUGAACUAAAUAGCUAGAGGGAACUCCUAUCUACUAUAUUUGGCCUAAAAUCCUGUUUCCUCUUGGAUAUAAAUAUUUUAUUUGGCUUUGUAUGUGGCACUGAUCUGUCCCAGCCAUUCGAUGGGAUGGAUGAUAAAUCUGCCCAGUAUUUAUAUGAGAGACAGAUGAACCUUAGUUUUACGACGUGCUAAGUUGUCUAAUCUCUUGGAUGCCUACUCCUUGAGGUUGUCUAAAUAAUUCCUGUAAACGUAGCUGCUUUUCAGAGCAGUCCGUGAAGUGCAUUUGAGAUCAUUCUGGCUGAAAGAUUCUAUAGAAACAAAAGAAAUAAUGAGGAUUGUGUAGUGGCUGGGUAAAGCUGUAUCGCCAUAAAUGGUUUUAAUUUAUAGAUGAAUCUUCUGUCCCAAACCACUUAUUUUGUACAUAAACCUACACACUCUUGGCAGCUGAUAGGGGAAAAUAAAGGUGCUUAAACAGCAAUCAAAUGAAGAAAGGGCAUUUCACUGUUGCAGAGUUGGUAUUAUUUUAUAUUUCCAUUUAUUACACUUUUUAAAUUGUAUAAACCACAGAUUUGAAUUCUCAAAGUCUUCAGCUUGGAUUUUGUGAGUAGUUUCAAUCCUCUCACCUCUCUGCUCAUAACUGGUUUUUAAGAAAAAUAAAAGCUUUUGUUUAAAAUGUAAAAUUUUGACUGUAUUAAAUUCUGUUAGUACCCUUCCUUUUUAAGAAAUAAAAAGUAUAUUCCACUA